AUUCGACUUGAAGAUUCCUAUCUCACAGUUCAUACCACCAAUUGUAGUCGGGCUAAUUCCAAGUUAGAUUAAGACUCGGAAGAACUGCGAUAAGAAUAAGCUUCCACACGGCACCGGGAAACGCAUCCGCGCAGCAGAAAUGUAGGCCGACUCAUUAAGCUUAACCCUAACGCUUAUAGAUCUCCUGUUUUUCACUUGAGACUUCUGUUUAUCCACUUCUUUCACUUCUCUAGAAUCUUUCUCAGCAUUUCAUAAGCUUUCGCUUUGAAGCCGAGUUGAAGCGUCCAACAUGUCUACCACCUCUCAUGAAGGACUGACUGCUGUUGCCAGUAGCAUGCUGGCACUCUCGACUGUGUCUAUUGCUCUACGCUUUUAUUCUCGCCGUGUACAAAAAGCGCCAUUGAAAACAGAUGAUUGGAUUAUGCUACCAUGCCUUCUACUUCUUGGCGGCACCUGUGGCACUGCGCUCUAUGGCACAAACAAAAAGAUCCUAGGCUAUCCAACACCUAGUGAUAAAUCUUUAGCUUUGGAGACUGCUCCCAUAGCAUCAAAGCUCUACUUUGCCUUCGAUUUGUUCUCAAUUCUAACUCUAGGGUGUGUCAAAAUUAGCGCACUAUGCUUCUACUAUCGAAUCUUCUGCGAGCAUGGGCGCCGUACUGCCUUCCGAAUACUUGUCAUUAUAAGCAUCGUCGUAUGCUCUCUUUGGGUUACAGCAUUUUGUAUACUGCUUGGACUGUCAUGUGGAUCUCACUUCUCAGCCCUAUGGACUUCUAGCAAGGCGAUAUUCUUGCAGUAUUGUGGAACAAGACCUCACCAAUUCUUGCUGAGUUUGUCUAUCUCGGAUUUUAUACUGGACUUCUGGAUCAUUGCUCUUCCUAUCCCUCAGAUUUUAACUAUCAAAACGACUCUCACACGUCGUUUCGCUAUUAUUGGCGUGUUUCUCUUAGCAUUUGUAGGCUUCGGAGCUUGCAUUGCGAGGCUGGCAGUUUUUGUGGAGCUCGACAAUCUUCCCGCGACCAAGAAAGUUGACUCGAGACUAACAAAUACGAAAUCUAUCUAUCUAUCCAUUCUCGAAGUAGGUCUCAGCUGCGUUGCAGUCAACCUUCCGUCGCUUUACUACCUUUCGCACAAAGUCACACCGGAGAACGUGCUUCGCAGUGUACGCAGUAUUAUUUCUCUUCGAUCCAUUGGCUCUCAAAACAGCAAAGGAUACCAGAAAUCAAAAUCAAGCAAGGACAACCAAAGCGUUGAGAGUCCUUCAUUGUCUAAUUUGAGACCAGAUGAUGUCAUGGCUAUUGAGACACAUGCCAUGUAUGAUUUGGAGAGCACGGGACAAGUCUCUGUUCCAAAUGAUGUGCAUGUCACAAAGACUUUAUCGCAAUCGUCACAAAGACUGUGAUGGUAAAUGUAUGAGAUGGUCUGGAUGGCUACUUCAGUGGCUGAGUCAUUCUCAAAAUACACAGCGGCUGAAGUAAAGUUCUUGAUUUCAGUGGAGGGUUUAUGAAUUAACUCUCAAUAAAGUAGCUAGCUAUAAGGGCACUAUUGAUUGUUAAUAAAAACAUUCGGUAUAUUCUAUCGAAGAAAU
Molecule: messenger RNA, 1585 nt
Organism: Botrytis deweyae
Lineage: Eukaryota; Fungi; Ascomycota; Leotiomycetes; Helotiales; Sclerotiniaceae
Exons: 8
Coding region: 290-1399 (369 amino acids)
Source: RefSeq, a predicted model, not a curated record